GCGAAGGAAGACGGAGGGGAUCGAACUCGCGUUUGCUAACAGCGGGUGGCCGGCAGCGAUCACAGUCGACAGUCGGAGCCGGUCGCUCGUCGUGUGAACGUCGUGACGUUGAUGUUUUUGUCGCGCUGUCUGAAAGAUGCGAACUAUCAAAUGCGUUGUCGCGCCUCACUCAUCGCUUGUUCAUUUACCGUAAUCGGAACGCGUUCGCGAUUGUGAUUAAUUUGUGCGCCGUUCGCAGCUAAGGCAAGUGUGUGUCAAGUGUGUGAUUAAUAACGAGCACGGCAGAGAGAUAAGACUUCGUUGUCGAUCUGAUUGAGACGUCAUACAGCGGUGGGCUUCAUGGUGACAUCGAAGUAAGCGGCCGCUGAUUUGGAAAUCUUGGAAAUUUCUCUCUUCCUAUGCGCGCGCUUUUCUGCGCAUAUUGCCGGCGUACGUAGAAGUACAUUCGAAGUUUUCGCCGAUAAUCCGACUUAGCAUCUGCUGCUUAACAAGGCGAGUAUAAUUAUCGAAGAUGCGAAGAAGACCGUUUCCCUAGUAGAUAUCCGCCUCGUUCCGGAUAGCCUGUACGAUUCUCAAGAACGGAGUGAAUUGAUGUUUUACUGAAAUGUGUGCUCAUCGUACCUAAAAUCAAGAUCGAAUUAAUUGACUGGCGAACGUACGAGAGCGAACAUCGAGGCUUUUAUCUUAUUCAGGAACCAAAAACUCUCUAAUUGGAGCGAACCACGAGCAGCGAAUGAUAUAACAAUGCGGUGAUGAAGACAUUCAAUUUGAAAAUAUAUAUAUCGCAACAAUACAUAUGUGGAUUAUUAAUGAGAAGACUGUAAUCAUAUCCAUUUAGAGACGCUGUAAUCCCUAUUAAUAUUGACAAGAAUUUGCAACGUUCUGUGUUUGGAAAAACGGCGAAAAUAAACGUGACACAUAUCGAUUGCCAAACGUAUCAGAUCGUAUCAGAUGGUAUCAGUCAAAACUCGCUGCAACGCUAUAUUAGAACUACUGCAAAAUUAAUUAAGCAUAAUCUCUAUCGAUACAUUUUACUCGUGUGGGACAUCGUUACGGUAUCGAGACAUCAACUUUAGAGGAUAAUUUUAUCGAAAACGGACGCAUAAACUAUCAAAGUUACAAGAUGUUAUACGUCAGAGUCGUCUGAACUUAUAUAGUAUAAGAUAUUGUUCGCGUCGAAGAGAAGAGGAAACGCAUUCUCGCUGUGGAAAUUUCUGGCGCGAUUACUCGUGAAAGGGAAGUGCCGUUUCCUGCGUCGAUCUCCUUUCUCCACUCAGACGUUUAAUUAGCGUCCUCGAUCGCGUAGAAAGGAGGAACUGAUCUGGGCCUUUCGACGUCAUUCGGCGGAGUCGGUCGAAGGAAGGUCGUAAACGAGGGAGAGACGAGAGGAUGUUGCUGAGGUAACACGACAUUUCGAGGCCGCACGAGAAGCACGAUAAUCGGAGCGCGCGCGCGGGGGAACGCAGGACGGAAGGUGUCGAUAAUCGCAGCGGGCGCACAAAGGAAUAAUCGAGGUGACGGCGAUAGGAGAUGGGCUUUCCCAGGAGAAGGUCGUUGUGGCUGAAGGUGGCGGUGCUGGCGACCGCCGUGUGGGUGACCGUCUGUUUCCUGCUCUACACUGAGGAUCGAGCGGCUGCUGUUCAAGGAUUGGCGCCGUCGGGCGUCGCGAUGCCGCCGCAGCAAGCGGCGAACGGCUUUGUGCCGCCCGCGGCGCCGUUUAGAAAAGAGACGCCCGGCAAUGUAUUCAGCAACAGGGUGAAGAUCAAUCAGGCCGGUCCAGAACAAGGUGGUGGAGUACUGGCUGUACCGCGGGAUCCGGAUGCUGUUGCACCCGGUGAGAUGGGCAGGCCUGUGAUACUGCCGACCAACAUGUCCGCACAGACCAAAAAGCUGGUGGACGAUGGCUGGCUUAAUAACGCAUUUAAUCAGUACGCCAGCGAUCUCAUCUCCGUGCACAGAUCCUUGCCCGAUCCACGUGACCAGUGGUGUAAGGAGCCUGGUAGAUAUUUGAAGGACCUUCCGCCUACAGCGGUAAUUAUUUGCUUUCACAAUGAAGCUUGGUCUGUCUUACUGCGUACGGUGCAUUCCGUUCUGGACAGAUCGCCGGAGCAUCUCAUACAAGAGAUCAUUCUCGUCGACGAUUUCUCCGAUAUGCCUCAUCUCAAACGUCAAUUGGAAGACUAUAUGAUGAAUUAUCCGAAGGUGAGGAUUAUCAGGGCGAAUAAACGAGAGGGCCUUAUCAGGGCACGUUUGCUAGGCGCCGCGGCGGCCAAGGCACCGGUACUCACGUAUUUGGAUAGCCAUUGUGAGUGCACGGAGGGUUGGUUGGAACCUCUUCUGGAUAGAAUCGCACGCGAUCCGACAACGGUAGUUUGUCCGGUGAUCGAUGUUAUAGACGACACCACUCUAGAAUACCACUGGCGCGACUCGGGCGGCGUAAAUGUCGGCGGAUUCGAUUGGAAUCUUCAGUUCAAUUGGCACGCCGUGCCAGAGAGGGAGAAAAAAAGGCACAAAAAUCCGGCCGAACCCGUUUGGUCGCCAACGAUGGCUGGUGGCCUCUUUUCGAUAGAUCGAGCCUUCUUCGAACGGAUUGGCACGUACGACAGCGGCUUCGACAUCUGGGGCGGUGAAAAUCUUGAAUUAUCAUUUAAAACCUGGAUGUGUGGAGGCACUUUAGAAAUCGUGCCGUGCUCGCACGUAGGUCACAUCUUCAGGAAACGUUCGCCCUACAAGUGGCGCAGCGGCGUGAACGUGCUCAAGAGGAACAGCAUAAGGCUGAGCGAAGUGUGGUUGGACGAGUACGCCAAGUACUACUAUCAGAGGAUAGGUCACGACAAGGGAAACUACGGUGACGUAUCGGAGCGGAAGGCCCUUAGGAAGAAACUAGGAUGUAAGUCGUUCAAGUGGUACCUGGACACUAUUUACCCAGAACUCUUCAUUCCGGGCGAGGCGGUCGCUUCAGGAGAGGUUCGAAAUCUCGGCGAGGGCGGUAACACCUGUCUAGAUUCGCCCGCUCGCAAGGCCGAUUUACACAAGCCAUGCGGACUGUAUCCCUGCCAUCGACAGGGUGGAAAUCAGUACUGGAUGCUCAGCAAGACGGGUGAAAUCCGUCGAGACGAGUCGUGCCUAGACUACAGCGGUAGCGACGUAAUCCUCUAUCCCUGCCACGGUAGUAAAGGGAAUCAACAAUGGAUUUACAGUCCUCAGACUAAUCACAUCAGGCAUGGCAGCAGCGACAAGUGUUUAGCGAUUACAGAGAGCAAGCAGCAACUAGUGAUGGAAGAAUGCUCACCCAAUGCACCAAGACAGAGAUGGUCCUUCGAGAAUUACGACCCGUCGAAGCUGUGAUACCGCGCUUUCUCGCGUCGUCAUUCGCACAAUCUCGGUCAGGUCGCCGGAUCUUGGCUGCCAGGGAAACGAUACUCGAUCGCCAAGACUCGCUUCGGCAGAUAAAUAUUUUGCAAUUCCGAGGAGAUAUUCUCCUGCGAAACCAUUCCAGAUCGCUCGAACGAUCAAGACAAACUCCACGCGAUUUCUCGAUGUUCGUCGAAACAAUUAGAAAGUUCAAGUCUAUCAUUUCAUUCGACAUGAUUGAAAUGUGGAGAACGAAACGAAAGAUUGCGAUGCAACGAAACAUUCGCGAGGACAAUAUACUUAGAUAAUUUUUUACUCAAGAAAAAUUGCAUUUAAUUAGAAUAACUUUUGAACGCCACGUGGUGUUGAUUUGAGUUGUAGUUGUCUUAAGUAUUCGUAGUAUUGCGAAAGGUUGGCCCGGAUAGGAUCAUGAACGAACGUGAUUGUAUCGACCUUCGAAUAGCUCUCGAUCAUCACUUUCGUUCGCUGAUCGUUCGCGCUUCCACGAAGAUCAAGGAAGCGGGAUGCUCGGUGCCAUCGCAGGAACGUAUCGACAUUUGCGAGCGAAUCGUCGAUUGUCAAUCGAGAUGACAGAGUAGAUUAUAGUGAAUAAUCUUUUCUCUCUAUAUUAUAACGCGCUGAUUCAAUUUUCGAGAACAAACUCCAAAACGUCUUCAAUAAGUUUAUGAACAAAUGCAUGAUAUGAACAAAUGGUUAUCUUUUAGAAAGCAUCAAGUGCCAAAUUUAAAAUAUUCUCAUUGUAAGCUUUUUCUAACUCUAGUGGCAAACUCUCCGAUGCAAUUAAAAUAACGAGCACGCAUCACUGUUAAAGAAAACCCGUAAUCGCGUGCGCCGAAUGAUUUAAGGAGAUUGUAUUAGACGAUAUUUGCGCAGUCAUACCCUUCUAUUAACUCAGAGUGCCAUGUGCGAGUUCGAAAGAAACGCGAUAGGAAUUAUAACUCUCUUAACGCAAGUUGCGUUAAAAUAACUGGAUUUAUUCUCUCACGCAAAGGCUUACAGAAUAUCUCGCAAUCAGAGAUAGUUUAUUCUUAAUUUUGACGAAUUUAUUUCUGAUUAUUUGUUGGUAGGAAUUUUCAAGAUAGUAGCUGUUUGUAUCUAUUGACAAAUCUCUACUUUUCAUUUCAUCGCAAAACUGUAUGUGAUAAUUUUGAUUAAUCACUAUCGUUAUCCCACCUGUAAAAGUAGUUUUCAUACAUGCGUAUUGUAUCAGUCGACGAUUCAACGAUCCGCGAUGGCAUUCGUUAAUAGCCCAACGUAGUCUCUUUCUUUUCGAAGAUAAAGUUUGCAUUCCAUAGUCUAGAUGAUAAAACAAAGACGGCGACGUUUGGCGUAGCUAAAAGAGUAUUUCUUCUUUUUUAAUUUUUAAUUUAGAUACUCGUAAGUAAUUUUAAGGGAAACGCGCAGAUGAAAAGCGGCGAAACAUUCCGAAUAUACAGGCGAAUUGUUUCAUUCUGUUUGUACAUUCGUGUAAGAUAUAUGUCUUGAUGCCAGUUCAGGAUAUAAGUACCGCCUAAGUAAAUCGAAGGAAGUGUUCUCUAAAUGUGUGAAUAUGCAUGAACUAUUAAUACAUGAACUUCUCUUAUCUUCGCUUUCGACAGUCGCGAACGCGAGUGACUCGUGAUUGCGAAACAACGAUUAGUUAAAUGUGUAUAAAUCUGCUAAUGAAUACAAAACAGAGUAUACUUUUAUAGAGAACCAUAAGUUUUUUUUUUGUUAUAAGUUCAACUACAUAUCACAGUACGAACAAGAUUUGACGAAAAAAAACAUAGUUCUCAUAUCAAAAAAUCGAGAUUACAAUUGUUAACAAGUUUUUUCACUUGUUAGUUAUAAAUACAAAUUUACAAAAUGUUUUUCUGGAAAAUAUCUAUUAUAUAAUUGCAGCGUAGUCUGGCAAUUUUAUAUUUCAUGUAAUUUUUUAAGCAUUUUAGUUUCAAAAAUAAUUUUUACGUGCCAACAAAAUCGUAGAUAUCGCUACACAUCCAGAAAUAUAUGAUAAUUGUCGACAAUUUUUAUUAUUUUCAAGUAACCUGCGUUAUUUGUGAUUUUUCUACGAGUUCCGUCAUGUGAUGCAAUUUUAUACAUAUCUCUUUCUUCUUAAGUUAAAUUUUAUAAAAAAAUAUUUAAUUUUAUCUUAAAGAAAGAAGGAAGAAAAAAAAGGAAUUGUGAAUAAAAUUUAAAUAUUAUGUAUGAAAAAAGAAAUAGAAAAAAAAGAUUAAACGUACAUAUUCUGUUAAAAUCAGCCAAAUGAGAUGUUCAGAAAUCGCAACGAAAAAUGAAAAGUUACGAUUUGCACUUUUCGUGAAUGAAAUAGAUCGCGUUCAGGUUUGCGAUUUUGUGUGUAAUUAAUCGUGUGAAUGUUAACAUAUGUUUAAUUGCAUAAAAGAUUCCAUAGAAAAAAAAAGAAAAAGGAAGAAAGAGAGAGAGAAGAGAGAAAGAAAUAGCGAGUUAACGCUAGGCUGUGUACGAAUGUGUGCUUAAUUAGAUAUGACUAACUAGCGGUUUUCAUCUUCGGGCUAAUCAAGUUUCUCGAAACCGCAAUUUUUGCCAAUGCGAGACACAAGACACGUUGAAUAGUUUAGAGAGUGUGAUUGUAUGUUGCGGAUAAUCUUGGGCGAAGGAUUUCGCUUCGAAAUUAUCGGUCCUGAUGGCCAACAUGAACAGAUUACUCGCGAACGCAAGUCGAGAAGAAGUUUAUACAGAUUCUAUAUAUAUGACAUUUUCUACGUUUGGUAAGAACGUUGCAUAUCGUAAGAUGAUGGGAGAUGAGAUUGAUAGUAUACAUAAUAAAUAAACGCGAAUGAAACGCGAUCACGCUGGAACAAUGCUUCCUGCGUAACACGGCGUUCGUCGCGCGUUUAAUUAAUGUAAUAUCGAACGUGCCUUAUUUCGUGUAUAUAUAAAUAUUAUUAUAUCAUUAUAUAUAUACAUUACUACAAACUCUAUCACAUAACGUGCAAGUAUUUGUGUUGAAUAAAUCGAUGUUGUUUUAUGUUA
Molecule: messenger RNA, 6369 nt
Organism: Cataglyphis hispanica
Lineage: Eukaryota; Metazoa; Arthropoda; Insecta; Hymenoptera; Formicidae
Gene: Pgant9
Product: putative polypeptide N-acetylgalactosaminyltransferase 9
Exons: 14
Coding region: 1531-3348 (605 amino acids)
Cellular component (GO): Golgi apparatus
Source: RefSeq, a predicted model, not a curated record